This is a messenger RNA of Lodderomyces theae, 3282 nucleotides long. RefSeq lists its product as uncharacterized. NCBI's taxonomy places the organism in Eukaryota, Fungi, Ascomycota, Pichiomycetes, Serinales, Debaryomycetaceae. The transcript has a single exon. The record is from RefSeq and is a predicted model, not a curated record. The coding region runs from base 1 to 3282 and encodes 1093 amino acids.
AUGAGAUUCAUUUGGUUAGCGUGCAUCUUUAUUCAAUUGGUUCAGGCCAACUAUGGCUUUGAAGAAUGGAGCAACAAUGAUUUGAAACAGUUUUUACAAGACAACAAAGUCAAGCAAGACCCAAGUUGGGAUAAUGCAAAAUUGAUUGAAGUUGCCAAUAUUGAGGCCAAGAAAUUGGAAAACGGUUACAACAAAUUAAAGAGUGAAUUGGACAAGCAAUUGAAACCAAAAAGAAACAAUUUGGAAGAUUAUUUGAGCUUUAGUUACUUGUUUGGCUCUUCAAAGGAUAAGAAGCCAAUUCUGGAUUGGUUUUUCGAAAGUUGGGAUUUCGAGUCAUUGAGCAAGUUUUUGAAGCAUCAUGGCAUCAAAGUAGAUGAAAAGGCAAACAGGAGUGACUUGUUGAAGUCUCUCAAGAGCAAGUUUGGCUCAAUUGCCAAGAAGAAUAAAGGUUCCAAUUUCUAUCCUGGUGAUUGGUUGUAUGAAUCUUGGUCCGAUGACGACUUGAAGAAGUGGUUAAACAACUACAAUAUUGAAUUUGAUAAAGCUGCUUCAAAGAGCAGCUUGAUUGAAAAAGUCAAAGAGUACAACUACAAAGCUACCAAUGAUAUCAUUGAUACCAAGGAUGCCUUGUUUGAUUCAUUGGACUUAUUUGACAAAUCUAUUUUCGACAGAAGUGGACAAAUUAGAGACGAAUUUUUUGAAUCUUGGUCUUAUUCGCAAUUGCGUGAAUGGUUGUACUUGCAUGGUUUCAUCAACACCAAGCCAGAUGUAUGGGUUGGUGAUUUAGAUAAGGAAACUUUGAUUAAAAAGGCUCAAAGUUACAAAAGCUAUCUUCUUGAUGAUAUCCAAACUUGGUUACAACAUGCUGAGAAAAAGAGUGAGCCUUGGUUAUCCAAAGGGGAACUGGGAAAAGGUGGUAGAGGAGCCAAGAACUUGAUCAAUGAUACAUUUUUUGUUGGAAUUGAAAACUGGUCCAAAGAUAAGUUGCGCGAGUUUUUAAAUGUACGUAAAGUGCCAUACUCCAUCUUUACCACGAGAAAGCAAUUGGUUGAUUUGGUUAAAGAGCAUAGAGGUGAUCCAAUUCACGUCGAGGCCGAUGCCUAUAUUAUUGAUAACGAUAUCUCCACCAAUUCGAUUAAGGAAUGGUUGCGUGAACAAGGCCAAAGUGUUGAAGGAUCAAGACAGGAUUUGAUUGCUGCUUUCCAAAAACAAUUCAAGAGUCAUGGCUCUGGUAAGGAAAACAUUGAUUCACAAAUCAGGUUGCACAAACCAGAUUUGGAAAGUUUCAAGCACUACUUGACCAGAAAUGUUGUUGAUGCCGAAUCUGUUGAUGAAGGCAAAUUGAAGAAGGCAUUCAUCAUUGUUGAAGAGUAUUUUCAAAAGGCGGUUGAGGUUGCUCGUGAUGAGUUGAAAGAAGCAGAAUACUCUGUCGAAGAAGCCUUGCAAGAAAUACAAACCCAAAGUUACGAAUACGCUGGUCGCUUUUUGAAUGAGAUCAGCGACGAUGCAGAAAAGUUCUCAAACUUGGUUUAUGAUGCAAAAUUGGCUAGUAAUCAAUAUGCUCGAUCAACGAUUGGAUCGUUAAUUAAAGAUUGGAAAAAGGUACAGCAAUCAUUACUUGGCGGCCAAGGCAAAGGGUCUUCCUCUUCAUCAUCCUGGUUCAGCAAAGGCAAGAAGGAGGUAAACAACGGCGGGCAAGCAGUUUUGGACAAUGCCAACGAUCAAUACCAAGCUUUGGCUCAAAAGUAUGACGAGUAUGCUCAACACGCCAAGGACUUGUAUGAUGAGUACUUAACCAAUGCAGGUGACUCGGUUGAUGAUGCAACCAAGAAAGCUGGUAAGAAAUAUGAAGAGUUAGCCAAGGAUGCAAACUACAAAUAUGAUCAAUACAAGAAACUCUAUGGCAAACAAGCUGAUGCUGUUGCUGAAGCUGCAGGAAAGAAUUAUGAACGUGCUGUUCAAGAAGCCAACAAACAAUAUGAUGCAUAUUCCAAAUUGAUUAGUACUAAUUUGGAAUCUUUACUCGGAACUGCUGGCAAGCUGUAUGAAUCUGCAGCUGCUGAAGCUAGCAAGAAGUACGACGAAUAUGCUGCUGUUGCUGGUGAUGCUACUGAUAAUGCCAAGAAGGAAGCUGGAAAACAAUAUGAAUUGGCAUCAGCAGAAGCAGCAAAGAGAUAUGAGGAGUACAAGAAAUUGGCUGAUAAAAAAUAUCAAGGAUUGUCGAAGCUUGCUAACAAGCAGUUCUCAGAGUACUCCAAGUCGGCAAACAAGAAGGCUAAUGAAUUGUCAGCGGAAGCUGCCAAGCAAUACGAAGAAGCUGUCAAAGCAGCUAACGCCAAGUACGAUGAAUAUAGUAAACUUGCCGGUCAAAAGUAUGAUGAAUGGUCCAAACAAGCUUCAUCUAAAGCUGGUGAUUUGUACAAAGAGGCUGGUAAACAGUACGAAGCUGCUGCAAAAGACGCUCUGGAGAAAUAUACCAAGUACUCAUCUGCACUUGGAGCUUGGGCUAGUGAUGUUGGGGCCAAAGCUAAGGUCAAGUAUGAUCAAUACUCGGACGAUUUGAGCAAACAGGCUUACGAGCAAUAUCAAGUGGCGUCAAAAGAUGCUGCUAAGAGAUAUGACGAGUUUUACAAAUUGACUGGUAAAAAGUAUGACGAGUAUUCUGAAGAGGCAUUGAAGGCAUUGGACAAGGCUUCCAAAGAGGCCGCUAAACAGUAUGCCGCCGCUUCAAAAGAUGCUGGUAAGAAGUACGAUGAAUAUUCCAAAUUAGCUGGAGACUUGGCUGUUGAGUAUGGACAAAAGGCUAGUGAUUUGGGUAAAGAUGCUGGUGUUAAGUUUCAAACUGCUUCAAAGGAAGCUUGGAAAUCGACUCAGGACAAUUAUGUCAAGUACACGCCAGUAUUCCAAGAUUGGUUGAAAAAUCAAUACCGCUCCGUAUUAUACCACUUGGGAAUAUUCAAUACUAAACUCACUGAUGCAGCCGGUGCUGCCAAGGAUGAGUUGGGUGAUAGAUGGGAUAGUAUUGUCAAGACUUAUUCCAAUGCUGAUUUGAAGUCGUAUUUACGUUCAUUUGGAUACAAUUACAAUUGGUUGUCUAGUUUGAAUCGUAAAGAAUUGUUGACGUUGGCUGAGGCCCAAAACAAGUUGUUUAACGGAUACAAGUCGUUGAAGUGGGAAAGACCUAUUAGUGAAGUGUUGGAAGAAAAACUUGGGUUGGUGAAGCGUCAUCCUGAAGGAAUAAUACAACACGUUAAGUCAUGGUUGGGCUUGAAGUGGUAUUGA